AUCCAUGAUAUUCGGCUUAUAUUCUGAGUUCUCUUUUAUCAAUAAAAGAGUCUCUAUAAAAGUGGCUUCCGAUUGAGCCACUUUUAGAGACAUUUUUUAGAGGCAUUUUUAUCGAUAAAAGAGAAUUCAGAAUAUGGACUUUCGCAUCGGAUUCGGUUAAGUUAGAUUUCCAUAUGUUUAUAUAUAACAGUUAUUUUGCAUUUACAUCAAAACUCAGAUAAUUCUAACUUGUGACGUCAUAAUUCAAUUGAAUGCACGUUGGCGUUUUGGUCGGAGAUGUUCUUGGACAUUCAUUCAAGAACAAGGAAGUCUUAUCAAGUCGCAAGAAAAUCUACUUACAACAAAAACUCGAUAUGUUGGAGGAAAUAAAGUGCGGAGAGUUUGUUAUGAAGUUUUCAAGUGAUUCGGCAAUGACUCGUUCCGUAGCUGAAUCCUUAAUUGAAAAACAAGAUCUGGAUAUUGUUGACGUAGCAAAACGAUUUGUGGAAAGUUAUUACCAAGAUCCCGCACGUGUUUAUGGAUUAAGUUGUAUACAGGUACUCACAAAAUUAGCAGGUUUAAGAGAUGAAAUAAUUGAGUCAGGAAUAGAUGUGAAAGGUCCAGCAAAGGAUUUGCUUGGUGGUGCAGAUUCUUAUGGGAAUGGUGGUGCAAUGAAAAUUGCACCUGUAUCGUUGUAUUGCUACAACAAUUAUGAUAAUCUUUUACAUUAUGUGAAAGAAGUGACGCAAAUUACACAUGCGCAUGAAUUGGGAAUAAAUGGUGCUAUAUUACAAGCUAUAGCAAUUCAACAAAGUCUAUGUUUACAUCACAGUGAAGAAUUAAACAUUUCUAAUUUCAUUGAUGAUCUUAUAAACAAAAUGGAUAAAAUCGAGGUUGAUAAAAGCCAACCAUAUAAAGAACGGUUAAAAAUAGUAAAAAAUCUACUUUCUGAAACUGGAGGUGAACCUAAUGAACAAAGGAUAAUUGAAAAACUAGGUAAUAAGCUCACAGCUUUAGAAUCAGUCCCUACUGCAAUUUUUUGUUUUCUAAAUGCAGAAAAACGUAUAAAGGGGAUACGAACUGAUAAUCCUGUCAGAAGAGCAAUUCAAUAUGCUAUUACUUUGGGAGGCGAUACAAAUACAAUUGCUAGUAUGACCGGCGCGAUAGCAGGUGCAUUUUAUGGCCAUGAAAAAUUUAGUCGACUACUUUUAUCACAUUGUGAACAAGCAGAUCGAUUUGAAGAAGUGGCUGAUGCAUUGUUAGAUGUAGCAACAUCCAAAAUAUAAAUAAAUAAAUAUGAUACAUAAAAAGAUAAUACGAGAAUUUAUGAAUAAAUGCUAUACGUAUAUCGUAAAAAUGCA
This is a messenger RNA of Camponotus floridanus (Florida carpenter ant), 1340 nucleotides long. RefSeq names its product poly(ADP-ribose) glycohydrolase ARH3-like. Bases 252 to 1265 code for a protein of 337 amino acids. Lineage: Eukaryota; Metazoa; Arthropoda; Insecta; Hymenoptera; Formicidae. The record is from RefSeq and is a predicted model, not a curated record. Gene Ontology annotation, cellular component: nucleus; mitochondrion. The transcript is spliced from 7 exons.